AUGUCCAAUUACGACCUGGCAACCACCGCAACCAGCUUGCUGACUAUAGACUCGUCUGUGUGCGAUUCUUCGUUGCCCGAUCAAAGUCUUCAGGUCAUCGAUGAUGGACUUCAGGAAUGGAUCGCCUUUAAAGCGGACAUCUUUAAAGAUGACAAUCAGACAAACAAAUCGAAGCCAAAGUAUUCCAGCGCACCAAGGCAAGACCGAUUUCGAAAUCGUGCGGUCGGCCUCAAGAGUCUCUCCACAAAUAUUGCAUCAACAAACCGUGCCAAGUUUCUCGUUGGUUUCAAUCGCAUCGAUAACAUUGUCGCUGUGACCUACCUCGAAGAAAGUCGCCUGGUAACGCAUGACAGACCAAAUUCGUUAGCCACUUCGCUACGAAUCGAAGACCUUCUUGAGCUGGACAAGGAUCUAUCGCUUAUCUGUCCUGAGGUGUCAGGCCACUUUACUCCAGUACGGCAUUACAUCGAUGAGCUCCAGGCUACGACCAACUCCCGAAUUUACUUUAUCAAGUACCUCUUUGGACUGACGAGUGCAAUCGACGAGGCAGCCAUUGAGACUGCUAUCACCGAGUACCUCUACGCGGUGGUCAACUUGUGUGGAUUCAAACUGGCCAAGCUGAUGCUUUUCGAGCGACACCUCCUUGACGACUGUGAGGAGAACCUUCAACACCUGCAGUUGCAGGGCUACGAAAAUUUGGUCGAAAAGGCAAAGCGCGACCUGGAGGGCAUUUUGCUGCUUCGAAAGAAGGCCGCCAAUCUGCUUAAUGUUAUUGAGCUGUACAAACUGGAGGACAAAACGGUACUUGAAUAUCGGCAGGCGCUUUCAGAGCUCUUUCUCUUUCAGCUAAAGCCCUUCAUUACGAUGCGGGAGAUUGCGUUCGAGGCAAUGGAAACAGCACAGAUGGUUCUUGAAGCUCGAGAUUUCGGCCAAAGAGUGAAGGCGGAGGCUUCUGAGCAGCUGGAAAAGAGUUCAUCGGAGUACCUUACUUCCACGUCAGCUAUUCAUCAGAUUUACCUCGACUACUACAGGCAAAAUGUGGAGCUUGUUGCUGGGCAAAUCAGCAGGACACUGGAGGACCAGAAGAAGUACGGCGGUAAAGCGGCUUUCAAGCUGAAGGGCGCCGCUGAUAGGCUGCAAGUGCUGCAGAUUGUGAAAUCGCAAGAGAACGUCAAAUACCUCAAUUGUCGACACUCAAUGGUAGAGAGUCGCCUCAGUAAUCUGCAACUGACGACGAGCAUUCUGAGUGUCAACUCGGCUAACUUUGAUGGGCAGAACAUUGAAGCGAGCAACUCCAACUAUGAAGAGAUUCGUCUGGAGACCUCAAUUGAGCUGCUCGACGUGAAGGCGGCCAUUCUCAAAGAGGAAGCCAUCCUCUGGAAGCUGCAGUUGGCCAGACUGUCGGCAGAGCUGGCGGAUGCCACUUCGGAGGAGCCCAGCGAGUUCUACGACGCCGUCCAGAAUCCCGAAGAACUGCCUGACGUAGAGCGGCAGCUGAACGACGAGAACACUGACCUGAGAACGAGAAUUGCGAUUCUGAAGCACAAGCUGGUUAUCAAUGGCCAGCGACAGGCGAAAAUCCGUACCAGAAAGCUUCGACUAAUUGAACAGAGACUCAAUAGACGCGAAGUGAAUGGCAAGGCGAAUGACCAUUCUUCACCGAAGGGUGGGAAAACCGCUUUGCGAAGAUCUAAUUCAGUUUCCUCACUGUCUUCCACCUCUUCUUACAAGUCUGUGAAAUCGAAAAACACCACUACAUCAACAGCUGUUUCUUCGCCAGUGGGCGAUCAAAAGUUUAACCGUUUUCGUCGUGAGACAUUGAAUCGCUUAAGAAAGUUCAAAAUGCGCGAGAUUAUGGAGUCGGAAGAUGCGGAGGAAAGUAGUGAGGUCGUUGAGGAAGAGGUGACCGGUACUUCCAAUCAAACAGAGGGGAAUAACAGUGCUCUUCCGACUUCGGUACCACAGCAACUUCCAACAGUGGCACCUGCAGUCACUAGUGUGGCACCGCCGCCUCCACCGCCUCCACCAACACCACCGCCCCCUCCUCCUCCAUCAACUUCUUCCGGACCUUCUUUUGGUGCUUCUCCGCCCCCUCCCCCUCCUCCUCCCCCACCUGGUGCUCUUUUUGCCUCUCCUCUUUCAGCUGGUGGUGCAUCUUCACUUGCUGACAUGAUUGCCGCAAAGAAAUCGAACCUUAACAAGGGCCCUGCAUCACAGGGCAACUCAAAGGGCGGCAGUGGUGGCAAUGGUGGUCCAGUGAUGCUUGACCUCAAUGAAAUACUGAAGAUGCGAACCAAGCUGCGCUCUGUGAAGGACACACCGCCCCCAAAAGAGCAACUGCCGGUGUCUGAGGCCAGUCUCGCCAACAGUCUUCUCCGGUCAACACUGAUGUCUAUUCGAAAUGUCGCCGCCAAGUCAGACAGUGAGAGUAGCGACGACGACGAUGAUGAUGAUGAUAAUGGUCGGGAUCAUUCUGGAGGCAAUUUUAGCGACUUUGAUGUCUAG
Rhagoletis zephyria (snowberry fruit fly) is the source of this 2505-nucleotide messenger RNA. Lineage: Eukaryota; Metazoa; Arthropoda; Insecta; Diptera; Tephritidae. The record is from RefSeq and is a predicted model, not a curated record.